Messenger RNA from Camponotus floridanus (Florida carpenter ant), 2340 nucleotides. It is a transcript of the gene Ns4, whose product is annotated as guanine nucleotide-binding protein-like 1. NCBI's taxonomy places the organism in Eukaryota, Metazoa, Arthropoda, Insecta, Hymenoptera, Formicidae. Gene Ontology annotation, molecular function: GTP binding; GTPase activity. The coding region runs from base 198 to 1910 and encodes 570 amino acids. The record is from RefSeq and is a predicted model, not a curated record. The transcript has 5 exons.
UGGGCGAUCAGCUGAUUACUUUCUUAUCGAGUGAUGGACUUUUGUCAUGCUGCGAAUAACGUGAUUUUUAGCGUUAAUAUAAUGGCUUUGAUUAUAAAGUUGAGAUUGAUAAAUUGAUAUAUAAGUCACAUCCGAUUGAUAUUAAGAGCUCGAAUUGAGUAUUUGAGGAGAGGUAAAGAAGUUAAAAUUGCGGAAACAUGCCUCAGGGAAGACGGAAAACUCCAUUCAGCGGCAAAGCCAAGAAGCUGCAAAUGCAGGUUAAAAAACAACGUCAACGAAUUUCGUUUGAUGACGAUGAAGAUGAAUGCUCUAGCAAUGCGAGCAAUACAGAGUAUGGGAGACAAGUACAAAAAAUAAAUAAGCAACCCAGGGAUAAUAAAUCUUCAGGGAAUAGAUAUACACUACAAUUUUUUCAAGAGACUAACGAGGAAUUGCGAAAACGCAAAGAACAAGCCUUAAAAAGUAUUGAGUCUGUGAGCCUCAAGGAUCAAGAAAUUUCCGACAAUUAUUUUCCACCUGGGAUUGACAUGCCAAAGCGGCCUCCGUGGGAUUUUAAUAUGACGAAAGAGCAAUUAAAUAUAAGAGAACAGAGAUAUUUCACAGAAUACUUAAAGAACAUGGAAGAAUUAGGUACCUUGAGUUAUUUUGAGUUGAAUUUAGAAACCUGGCGACAAUUAUGGAGAGUCUUAGAGAUGUCAGAUAUUCUGUUGAUCAUUGUUGAUAUUCGAUAUCCUGUUUUGAUGUUUCCUCCAUAUUUGUACCAUUAUGUGACUAACAAGUUGCAAAAAGAUAUGAUUAUGGUGUUAAACAAAGUUGAUCUAGCGCCUCCAGCCUUGGUAGUGGCUUGGAGGGAAUAUUUUCGCAGUCAAUAUCCAAAAUUACACAUUUUAAUGUUUACUUCAUAUCCUACUUAUAAUCUUCGUGGUAAUACGAAUAACGAGGAGGGUAUACAGAAAAGACGUCGUAGGGGAAAAUUACGAAUGGCCGCAGAAGGAGCGCAAAAGUUGUUGGAGGCUUGUAAAGACAUUGUCAAGGACAAAGUUGACCUGAGUUCCUGGUACGAAAAGAUUCAAGAGGAGAUGCAUUUAGAAUAUGAUCUAGAUGAUAUAGACCAUAAAGAUAAUAUAACAAUAGAAAAAGAGGACACUACUUAUUUCGAACACGAAAAAUAUAAAAAUGGAAUUCUGACCAUUGGAUGCAUUGGAACGCCAAACGUUGGAAAGUCGUCUUUAAUGAAUGCACUGAUGGGCAAAAAAGUUGUAAGCGUGUCUCGCACACCUGGCCACACCAAACACUUUCAAACUAUUUAUCUAACAAAGACUGUGUGCUUGUGCGAUUGCCCUGGUUUAGUUUUUCCUUCAACUGUACCAAAACAGUUGCAGAUAUUGAUGGGUUCGUUUCCGAUCGCCCAAGUCAGAGAACCAUAUACGACUGUAAAGUUUUUAGCUGAAAGGAUGGAUUUACCAAAAUUGUUGAGGAUUCCUCAUCCAGAAAAUGAUGAUACGUGGUCCGCUAUGGACAUUUGCGAUGGUUGGGCAAUUAAAAGGGAUUUUAGGACAGCUCGAGCGGCUAGAUUGGAUACAUAUAGAGCGGCGAAUUCGCUACUACGCAUGGCUUUAGAAGGAAAAAUUUGCUUGUACAUAUAUCCACCAAAUUGGACCGUUGAUAAAAAAAAAUGGGAAAGUCAUUCAGAUGUUGAAAUAGUAAGAUGGAUUCAAGCUAGAAAUCGAGGAGAUGAGCUCGGUACACCAACUGAAUACGUAUCUUCUGAAGACGAAGAAAUCUAUAACGAAAAGCAAGAACAAAAAUUUCGAGAUACAACGAAUAAUGAUUCAACGGAAUCGUCGAGCGAGGAAAACGAUAUGCCGCUUGUAGCUAAUAAAUUUUCAGCAUUGUCUACUGAACAAUAAAAUGAUUUAUUAUUUUACGUCUUUCAGAUUUUUUAUUUUUAUCUUUUUUUAUACACAUAGAUUUCUUCUUUAAUGUACAAUGAGCAAUUUGCUGAUGAUAGUGAAGAAUAGUCGACUGAACUGUGUUUUCGCCCGCGAAACACAAUCAUCACUAUGACAGAACACUACGAGUAAAAAUAGAUCAUUUUAUACAAGCCACUACUCUAUUACAUUUUUCUUGUUUUCAAGGUAGUUUCACUGUGCGCAUGAGUUAUUUACAAUGUAAUUCUAGUUUGCAACUAUUCUGGUGUUACUUUGGUCCACUAUGAACUGAUAAUCGAGUAAAGAUUUUUUUUUACUAUAAUAAGCUACAUCAUUGCACAACUUGUACAGAGACGAAGUUAUUUUAUACAUCAUUAAAAUUAUCUAGAACGAUACAUUUUUAUGUAAA